Messenger RNA from Ilex paraguariensis (yerba mate), 1677 nucleotides. The record is from the annotation of a GenBank genome assembly. Lineage: Eukaryota; Viridiplantae; Streptophyta; Magnoliopsida; Aquifoliales; Aquifoliaceae.
AUGGCAACUCAUACAGCAAGUUCAGCACAAGAAGAAGAACAUAUUUUCCGAAGCCGGUAUCCGUCAGUUCCGGUGCCGGAUAACUUAACGUUGCCAGAUUUUGUGCUUCAAAAUUCAGGGUUGUACGCUGAUAAGGUGGCAUUUGUGGAGGCUGUCACCGGAAAAGGGUAUACUUAUGGCCAAGUUACUAGAGGUGUCAAGAGGUUUUCCAAGGCCUCAAGGUCCCUUGGCCUGAGGAAUGGAAAGGUGGUGGUUGUGGUACUCCCUAAUGUAGCAGAAUAUGCCAUUGUUGCUCUAGGAAUAAUGGCUGCUGGUGGAGUUUUUUCGGGUGCCAAUCCUUCAUUGCAUGCUUCAGAAAUAAAGAAGCAAGUGGAGGCUGCUGAUUCCACACUAGUUGUCACUGAUGGGCCAACUUGUGAGAAGGUUAAAGGUUUGGGACUACCAGUAAUUGUACUAGGCGAAGAACGCAUUGAGGGGACCAUACAGUUAGAUGAAUUGCUUGCAGCUGCAGACCGUUGCAACAUUGAUAACAUUACAGAAAGAGUCAACCAAACUGAUUUAUGUGCCCUUCCAUUCUCAUCUGGCACUACAGGGCUCUCAAAGGGUGUAAUGCUGACCCAUCGAAACCUAGUAGCGAAUCUUUGCUCAUCACUCUUCAGUGUAGGACCAGAACUGGUGGGACAAGUCACCACACUUGGCCUAAUACCAUUCUUUCAUAUAUAUGGCCUUACUGGAAUUUGUUGUGCCACUCUUAGAAACAAGGGGAAAGUUGUAGUGAUGGAUAGGUAUGAACUUGGUGCGUUUUUGGGUGCAUUGAUUGAACAUGAGGUCACUUUUGCACCAAUUGUGCCACCCAUAAUUUUGGGGCUUAUUAAGAAUCCCAUAGUGGAUGAAUUUGAUCUUGCUAAGCUCAAGCUCAGGUCGAUCAUGACUGCAGCAGCUCCACUUGCUCCGGAGCUUCUUAGUGAAUUCGAAAAGAAGUUCCCUAGUGUUGAAGUCCAAGAGGCUUAUGGAAUGACAGAGCACAGCUGCAUUACACUGACACAUGGGGACCCAAACAAGGGCCAUGGCAUUGCAAAGAAACACUCAGUUGGGUUCAUUCUUCCCAAUUUAGAAGUGAAGUUCAUUAAUCCUGCCACGGGUCAGUCACUCCCCAAGAACACCCCGGGUGAGAUUUGUGUGAGAAGCCAAUGCGUGAUGCAAGGUUACUACAAAAAUGAGUACGAGACUGCCCUCACCAUCGAUGAAAAUGGAUGGCUUCACACUGGUGACAUUGGUUUCAUCGACGAAGAUGGAGAUAUUUUUCUCGUGGAUCGCAUCAAAGAGUUAAUCAAGGUCAAAGGAUUUCAAGUUGCUCCUGCUGAAUUAGAGGGCAUCCUUCUAACUCAUCCUUCGGUCGAAGAUGCUGCUGUCGUGGGACUGCCCGAUGAAGCAGCAGGGGAGAUACCAGGUGCAUGUGUGGUGAUGAACUCGAGGGCAAAAGAGAGUGAAGAGGAAAUUAUGGAGUUUGUUUCAUCUAAUGUAGCACAUUAUAAGAGAGUGAGAGUGCUGCAAUUUGUGGACAAAAUCCCAAAAUCGCCUUCAGGAAAGAUAAUGAGAAGGCUUAUCAAAGAAAAGAUGGUUGAAAAUAUAAAACCCAACUCCAAAAUUGGCGUAGAAAGACGGCUUUUGAAGUGA